Molecule: messenger RNA, 4054 nt
Organism: Tribolium castaneum (red flour beetle)
Lineage: Eukaryota; Metazoa; Arthropoda; Insecta; Coleoptera; Tenebrionidae
Gene: alpha-Man-IIb
Product: alpha-Mannosidase class II b
Exons: 5
Coding region: 315-3791 (1158 amino acids)
Biological process (GO): mannose metabolic process; N-glycan processing; protein deglycosylation
Cellular component (GO): Golgi membrane
Molecular function (GO): alpha-mannosidase activity; carbohydrate binding
Source: RefSeq, a predicted model, not a curated record
CUGUUGGUGCGCUAGUCGUACAGUAGUCCUAAACAAAACAGUUGUGACAGAGAUGGCGGUGGAAGUGCACGCAUUCUGAUGUUUUACCAUAAACAUAACAAUACAUUUAAAUAACCGCGGGUGUUAAUUUCAAUUCGAAUUUAUUUAUGUCGUUAGGGAAUUAAAAUAUCAAAAACGGUGCCUGAAUUAUCACACACAAGGAAGAGAUAUGAUCUGGGCUUGGCAGCGUCAUCGCCGAAGAUUUAAUUCACUCAUCCACAGCUCUCCAGUCCGUCGAUAAUUUUAGGGUUAAUUAGUUUGAUGCAAACGGUCUGAUGAUGUCGGUGUCGGCGAAAGUAUGCCGAAAAAUGUCUCCAAAGACCUUCGCCUUGACGGCCAUAGGCCUCACAAUAAUCCUGUGCGUGUACUACGCCAAUUACACGACAGACAUUCGCACAAAUCAAACGCAAGAAAAUUCAAAAGAAAGCGACGAACUGCCCCAACCUCAGCGCAUCUUCGAGCUCCUCCAAAGAUCAAAAUUCGCAACUAAUAAAGAGUUCGAAGUGUGUCCGAAGCUGUAUCCUGCCGAGGCCGACAUAAGCACAGUGGAUGUGUUUAAGGAUUUUGAGUUUCAGCCGACUUGGAUGAAGAGCAAAGAGUACUGGGACAAGUCCUUUGAAGAUCGAUUUGAACGCCAAAAAAUGGACGCUGAAAGGCCACCACUGAAGGUGAUAAUCGUUCCUCACUCCCAUAACGACCCCGGAUGGCUGAAAACCUUCGAGAAUUACUUCCACUACGUCUCCCGCCAGAUAAUGAACCACAUGGUGGCGAAACUCCAGCAGUACAAAAACCUAACAUUCAUUUGGUCGGAAGUGGCCUUUCUGAACGCCUGGUGGGAGGAGGCCCAUCCCAGUAAACAGCGAGCUUUGCGAAACUUGGUCCACUCAGGGCGCCUCGAAAUCGCCACCGGUGGCUGGGUGAUGACCGACGAAGCCAACGCUCACGUCUACGCCAUGGUGGACCAACUCAUCGAAGGCCACCAGUGGGUCUGGUCCAACCUGGGCGUGAAGCCCGUCUCCGGCUGGUCCGUGGACCCGUUCGGGCACGGCAGCACCCAGCCCUACAUCCUGGCCUCCUCGGGGAUCAAGGGCACGGUCAUCCAGCGCAUCCACUACGCGUGGAAGCAAUGGCUCGCCCUGAAGCAGUACGGCGACUUCCGAUGGGUCCCCACCUGGAGCCCCGCCAGCCCCUCGGCCGCGCUCCUCACCCACAACCAGCCCUUCGACAUCUACUCAAUCAAACACAGCUGCGGUCCGCACCCCUACAUUUGCCUAAACUUUGACUUUCGCAAAGUCAUCGGCGAGUACACGGAGUACUCCAUCAAGGCGCAGGCCAUCACCGACAAGAACAUCAAGGAGAAGAGCGAGUUGCUGCUCGAGCAGUACGCUCGCACCGGAUCCUUGUUCCCCCACAACGUGGUCUUGAUGCCCCUAGGCGACGAUUUCCGCUACAACGUGGCGGAAGAAUGGGACCAACAAUACACAAACUACAUCAAACUUAUAGACUACAUCAACGCAAACAAAGACACUUAUAAGGCCGAAGUCGGGUUCGGGACCCCGAAAGACUACUUCCGCGAGAUAAUGAAACGCUACGAUCAAUACCCGACGCUUAAAGGCGACUUUUUCGUCUACUCGGACAUUUUCUCGGAAGGCCGUCCGGCCUACUGGUCCGGCUACUUCACCACGCGUCCCUUCAUGAAAAUCCUGGACCGGGAGUUGGAGAACAGCCUGCGAAGCGCCGAGAUUUUGUACACAAUUGCCCUGAACAACGCCCGCCAAAACAAACUGCUCCCGUACGUGAAAAUCCUGGAACGCGAUUUCGAAAAGUUGGUGCGUGCGCGUCGGAACUUGGGGCUCUUCCAGCACCACGACGCCAUCACAGGGACGAGCAAAUCGUUCGUGAUGCGUGACUACGGGCUCAAGCUGUUCGAGGGGAUCCGGGACACCGUCAGUAUCCAGCAGAACUCGCUCCAGAGUCUCCUGCUCCCGGACAUUCCCCUAAAGCCGGGCGAGAACGCCAUUUUGAGCGACCUGGAACGGGAGUCGUUCGAGAAGCUCCCCAAAAAGACGCCCAUCGGGCUGGGGCCGCGUCAAGUGCGGAAAAUCGUGCUGUACAACUCGCUCGCCCAGCCCCGGGAGCAAUUAAUUCAAGUGCGGACCAACACGAGUAGUGUGAAAAUUGUCGAUAAUGAGGGGAACGAAGUAGUGUCACAGGUCAACCCAGUGUGGGACACGUCCGAGAGCAACACGAAAUUGUGGAUCGCGGCGGACGAGUUCGAGCUCGUCUUCGUCGCCAAGCUCAAGGAACUGUCUCUCACGACCUACAGCCUGGUCUAUGAGGAGAAUGAGACGAGACUGGCCACCAUUUAUUGCAACAAGUGUCACCGGAAGGCCAGCAUUAUCACAAACACUGAUAGUACAAUCGGGAAGCAGAACGACGUCUUGAAAUCAAAAUUUGCAAUCAAAAACAUACCCACGGGUGAUAUCCAGUUGGAGAACCACAAGUUCAAGAUUUUAUUUAACGGGAAUACAGGGUUUAUGAAGACGGUCACGCGGAAACACAGCCCCAAAAUCAUGCAGUGCGGGCUCCAGUUCGCCGCUUAUCGCAGUGCGCAGUUCCACUCGGGGGCCUACUUAUUCAUGCCGGACCCCAACGAGCGCGAUAUCGAAAAGGACGUUUUGCAGCAGUACAAGGACCAGAUGAGCAUUAUCAUCACUUCAGGCCCGGUCUCAAGCGAGAUCACGGUCAUUUACGGGGCUUUCCUCGUGCACAGCGUGGCCAUUUACCACGUGGAGACGCCCCUGGCCGACGCCAUCUACACCGAGAGCACCGUUGAUUUCGAAAACCCGCCCAAAAACCGCGAGACUGAGCUUUUUAUGCGCAUAAUAUCCGACGUGCAAAACGGCGAAGUGCCCGAAUUCUACACCGAUCAGAACGGCUUCCAGAUGCUGAAACGGGUCAAAGUGGAGAAAAUCGGGAUCGAGGGCAAUUAUUUCCCCGUGACGACGAUGGCGUACAUCCAGGACGACAACGUGCGGCUGAGUUUGCUGACUGACCAUGCGCAGGGGGCGUCCGGGUGGCAGCCCGGGUUCCUGGAGGUGAUGCUUGACAGGCGGACGCUUUACGACGACUCCCGGGGGAUGGGCGAGGGGCUGGUGGAUAACAGAAAGACGGUGAACAGGUUCUGGAUCUUGAUUGAGGAUGUGGUGAAGGAGAAGGGCGAGAAGGGGCACUCGAAGCGGUUCGAGAACUCGGACGACACGUUCGAGAAAGGGGACGUUGUUAGGUCGUUUAACGUGCCGACGGAUCCGGUGGAGGCCGGGAAGCAGGAGGGGUUUCCCCGGGCGUCGCUGUUCGCCAAUCGGAUGUCGAACGGGCUGAACUACCCCGUGGGGAUCUUUAUCCUUGACCACGAACACCAGGAAGUGAAGAGCCUCGAUUUGGUCAGGAGGGAGUUCCCCUGUGAUACGCAUUUGUUGACGUUGAGGACGCAACCGGACUCGGUUUAUUCGCAGUUUCCCUCUUCCAGCGCCCUUUUAGUGCUACAUAGGCAAGGCUACGACUGUGCUGUGAGUAGGAAUUUCUCUUGUUCCUUGUCGAAGUUCGACAGCGGGUUCGAGCAUGUCAAAGUUAAGGAAAUUCAAGCGAAGACGCUGACCGGGAUCGAGGAUUUGCCAGAUAAUGUUAAGCACUUGAGUGAUAUUUAUCUCGAACCCAUGACUUUAAAGACUUUUAACAUGACCUUUGUAUAGUAGCAAUUGAUGUGAUUUUAUAGAUUUUUAAUGAAUACUUUAUUUAUAUUUUUAAAAUUUGUAGAUAGUGUAAAUAGGACUUUUUAAAAAUGUGUGCAUUUUAUGUUGUUACGUCCUCGUAGAAUUAUUGGGUUUUAUGUAAUUUCAAGCACUGACUGAUCAUGUUUUAUUAUUUAAGUAUGUUUGCUGUUACGAAAAAACAAAUAUACCGUUUUUUAUACGUUGAACCUUAUUUGCCGAAAUAAAACUUCCAACAAAUGGUU